This is a messenger RNA of Dreissena polymorpha, 1664 nucleotides long. Its product is annotated as apoptosis-enhancing nuclease-like. Gene Ontology annotation, cellular component: nucleus. The record is from RefSeq and is a predicted model, not a curated record. Lineage: Eukaryota; Metazoa; Mollusca; Bivalvia; Myida; Dreissenidae. Gene Ontology annotation, molecular function: exonuclease activity; nucleic acid binding. Bases 226 to 1236 code for a protein of 336 amino acids. The transcript has 7 exons.
AAUUUGAGACCACAGGCGACAACGAAGCCAUAAUUAGAUACAACAACAACAUAAAUAGUCCAUAACGUGAAUUUUGCAGUAAUUUAAUGUUAAUGUCAAUUAACAUGCGCUAAAGGGGCUACAUCAAAAGUCAUGAUGUGCAAAAGAUUGGUGUACUGCGACCCACCUGAUAGUGACACUAAGCUGGUAACAUUCUGAUGGUUUUAAUUAUGCUGUGAAGUCGUCAUGCUGGCAGGAUUUUUGAAGAAAAAAAUUCAUGUGUUCAAGAAGAUACCAUUACUGGUGAUUUUAGGAAAAGGCGGUCCAGGUUCAAAGAGGAAAAGACAGUGGGAUGCUGUUAAAGAUGAGACUGGUUUUCCACCAUUGUCCAACUAUGUGGCCCUGGAUUGUGAGUUUGUUGGAGUGAGGAAUGACGAGAGCUGUCUAGGUCGCUGCAGCAUAGUGGACAGUGAGGGUCGGGUACUGUGUGACCUGUACGCGAUGCCAGAGGACCCGAUCACUCACUACCGAACCCCAUGGAGUGGCAUCACCAGAGGCCACAUGAAAAAUGCCUUCCCAUUGGAGUUAGCUCUUGCCAAGAUAUCAAACAUACUGCAGGGUAAGAUAGUGGUGGGUCACGACCUGAGGAGGGACUUCAAUGUGCUGGGUUUCCAACCACAGCCUGAGUUCAUCCGGGACACCAGCACAUUCCGAGGCAUGAUGGGCCCAGGAGCAAACAGGAGGUCCCUCAAGAGUCUGGCCCUUGAACACUUAGAUCUCCAGAUUCAAGUGGGUCCCCACUGUUCCAUACAGGAUGCCCGUGCCGCCAUGUCUCUGUAUAGACUUGUACGACAUGAGUGGGAAACCAAUAGGCUGGCUGAAAACUCCUCCAAGAAUGGAAACCAGGGUGACUGGCUCAGCUAUGUUAAUAGAACAAUGACAGAUACAUGGACCAAAAUGUAUGGAAUUUGUUUUAACAUAAAAGAUGUAGAAGCUGAUGUCGUUGCAGAGGACAAAGAUAUCAGUGGAUUGGGAGGAAAUGAAAAUGUAGACCGUAUUGCAAAUGAUGACUAUUGGGUCAUAAAGAAUCCUAGAGAUUAUAAAGUGGGCUUAUCUAAUAUACAGCAAGUUUUUUUCGAAAACUCAGAAAGUAAACUGUCUGUUCUUAAUAAUAAGAUUAAAAUGGAUAGCGGUGUUGUUAUAAAAGCUAAGUCUAUAACAACUAAGAAAAGUAAAAAAAACUUUUGUGGAUUCUAGUGCAAUAUAUAUCUUACUCACAUGUGUGAUGUUGUAAUGAAGUGGCUAAGGACAAAGUUUCAAAAAGUCUGCAACCAAAUGAUUUUUCUUAAAACCAUAUUGAGUAAUCGUCCACUGUGAACCAUUUGUACAAUGACAUGUUCUAGCCAGAGUCUGAGGCAAGUUGAAAAAAGUGUUUUGCUCAUGGGUUUGGGUAUUUGUUAAACUUGACAGAAUUUAAUGUUAAUACGUCAUAGAUGUUACUGGUAACGUAAACUAGAUGGAGCUCUCAUCUGUCAGGUCAUGAACCACCACUAUCUUUAAAACUAUUGAUGUGUUAAUGUUUUAUGAGAGGAAUGUAUUCAAUGCCAAUAUUUGAAAUACAAAAAACAAUUGUUUUGAAUUUUUAUAAUUACUUCAAAAUAAACUAAUAGUAUUAGCAAAUGUAA